AUGUCGUCAGAUCUCUCAUCGUCGAACAUCCUCGACCCGAUUACAGUUCAGACACCAGCCCCAAAAUCACCCGCGACUCCUCCUUCUGCCGAUGGCAAUAUUACCCCCCCCGGCUUUGGAUUUGAAUUCGAAUAUGUUUUGCAGAAAAAAGUUUCAGAAGAUUUAGAUCGACAACGCAUGCGCCUACACAAAUACAGUCAAUUCGGAAUGGACGAGUACGAUGCAAGACGAGCAUCGCCAGAAGAGAUGCGUGAGAAAUAUUAUCAACUUUGCGAGGAUUUUCUUAAUGAUGUCUAUACACCUUCAAUCCCAACCCCAUCAAUUCCACCCACCUCUGAUUUAUCCCCGCCCACCUCUGAUUUAUCCCCGCGCCCUCUCGUUUCGAAAUCGCUAGCAUUCGAAGAGCCAGCGCACAGUGACGAGACAGGGAACCGGAAGGAGCUCAACGAAGCCCGCGAGAAUGCCUUCAGUGGUGGAAUCAGGCUUCACGAAUUUAUAUCGACGCUUAAUGAUCCGACACGCUCUGAUAAUCCAGAAUUCUGGCAGGAGAUGGAAAAGAUAUACAAACAAUGUCAUAUCCAAUUGUCACAGCUCUGGUUACCAUCAAUACAUGAGUCAGUUGAAGACGUGGAUAUGCCAGACGCCUUACUGCACACCUCAUCGAAAUCGCAGACAAGCACUGACAAUUCGAAACCUUUCGUACACAACUUGGCUGACAAUUUGCUCGACUCUGGAUUCGAAAAACGUCCAGCGUUUCGGAAACAGGUUGGGAAGUCAGGAAGUGGCAGAGAAAUACAAGGACUGGAAGUCAAGGCAGUGAUACCUAAAAGGACCUCAAAUGAUACACACAAAGUUACCAAGUCAAAAACGGGACGAAAGCCGACGACAAGAUCAUCCAUACAAGGACUGGAAGUCAAGGCAGUGAUACCUAAAAGGACCUCGAAUGAUACACACAAAGUUACCAAGUCAAAAACGAGACGGAGGCCGACGACAAGAUCAUCCAAAAAGCGACUUUGA
Molecule: messenger RNA, 1017 nt
Organism: Sclerotinia borealis F-4128
Lineage: Eukaryota; Fungi; Ascomycota; Leotiomycetes; Helotiales; Sclerotiniaceae
Source: the annotation of a GenBank genome assembly